Hyaena hyaena (striped hyena) is the source of this 1645-nucleotide messenger RNA. RefSeq names its product regulator of hemoglobinization and erythroid cell expansion (gene RHEX). The record is from RefSeq and is a predicted model, not a curated record. Bases 400 to 912 code for a protein of 170 amino acids. Gene Ontology annotation, cellular component: plasma membrane. The transcript is spliced from 7 exons. Lineage: Eukaryota; Metazoa; Chordata; Mammalia; Carnivora; Hyaenidae.
CUGGGGGAGAUGUUUCCAUCAGGACGUUGUUGAAACACCAGCUGGGAUCAGACCUUGCUCUUGGCCCUGGGGGAUGUGUCCUAACUGCCUGGGCUGGGGCCCCCGCCAUGGUAGCCGGCGCUGAAGGGAGCCCAGAGAUGAUUUUUCUGGCACCCAGGACGAAGCUUCAAACAUUGAAAUCUGGGAAGACGAAAGCCAGUGACGCAGAGUGCCCCUGAGUUUGCCUGAGGGGAAUUGGAGCGUGGAGCCCAGAGUCCUGCCCCGCCGCCGCGCCCCUGCAGGUCUCUAGGACGUCCCGCGGGUGGCGCCACGCAGAGACUGGGUGCCCAGCGCGGUUCCUUCUGCGUCCACAGAGCCUGAGCCUCACCGACGCCCCCGCAGCCGCCCUGCAAGCUCACCAUGCUGACAGAAGACAUGAAGUUCUGGCACGGCUUGGUGAUCGCAGUGGUGUCCAUCAUCCUACAGACCUGCCUCUUCGCCGCCGUCAACUACCUGCUCAGCAGGCACAUGGCCAACGAGAGUGAGCGGAUACUGAAAGGGGCCAGGCUCCAGGCCCCCUGGCCCAGCCCUGCCCACCGUCAGCCAUGCGCCGCCAAGGAAGAGACGCAAGGCGCCCCUGUGCCUGAGUCCCGUUGCAGGCGUGACAGUGACACAUCCUCAGACAGCUCCAGCAGCUCGGACGUCUCUGGGAGCUCGCCGGCCACCUGCCAGGCCACCAAGGAUGUGAAUUACACACAAGUGGUCUUUUCAACCCCUGGAGGACUAAAAAAUGAAUGUGCCCUGGACUAUGAGAACAUAAAGGAAACCACAGACUAUGUCAAUGUCAAUCCAAAAAGCCACAGGCCCAAUUUCUGGACUUUUGUGAACCCUGCCGACCCUGAGUCAGUAGAAUACACUCAGGUGGCCAUGUGAGUUCUAGGGUUCCAAUGAGGUGCAGUUCUCUACAAAUUCUUGCACUUAUUUUGUAAGGGAAUAACUUUUGUUUUUUAACCAAGACAUAGAAGGAUAAGUAGGCCUGUAACUCACUCAGCAAGAAAGAUUCAGAUCAGACGUCAAGUAGAACUUCCAGGAUAAAGAUGAAUGAGUGGAGAUAGCAAUAGAGAAAGCGGUAACGCCUUUCUCCAUAGAAAAUUGUGAGAAAAAUGUUUCAUCAGCUGUAGUAGAGUUCUGUUUGGUAACCUUACCCUUAAGAUGACUCACUGAGCUCUUUAAUUUUUUGCCAAUAAACGACUUCCUUAAAAUUUUUAAAUGAAACGGCAACUGCCAGUUCCUCUUUUCCUCCGGCCUGACCCUGCACGCUGCCCCUUUUCAGGGCUGUGUCUGGCUGAGCAUUGCCGCUCUGCCCUCAGCACUUUAAACAGGCCACUUAGGAAGCCCACCAUCAUCCAACCUUCGAAUUCCCUGUUUUUUUGGGAACAAACAAUGACAGAGAUAAACCCCAACUAGCAUCACAAUCUGGGAUCCCAGGGGAAAACCUCCCCAAAUUCAAUCCAAUAGAAUGUAAUAUUCUUUUCUGGAUUGUUCUUUGUUUGCUUGCUUAAAGCCGGUUAGGAAUACAAGGGCACUUUCUUAGCUUGAUUAAGAAUAGCUUGUUUCAGGGGGGACUGGGUGGCUCAGUUGGUUAAGCAUCAGACUCUGCAUCUCA